This is a messenger RNA of Eucalyptus grandis, 7504 nucleotides long. RefSeq names its product MAG2-interacting protein 2. Gene Ontology annotation, molecular function: SNARE binding. The record is from RefSeq and is a predicted model, not a curated record. Gene Ontology annotation, cellular component: Dsl1/NZR complex; endoplasmic reticulum membrane. Lineage: Eukaryota; Viridiplantae; Streptophyta; Magnoliopsida; Myrtales; Myrtaceae. Gene Ontology annotation, biological process: retrograde vesicle-mediated transport, Golgi to endoplasmic reticulum. The transcript is spliced from 12 exons. The coding region runs from base 100 to 7272 and encodes 2390 amino acids.
UCGCAACCCGGAAUCAGAUCGCACCCCUUGCUUCUCUUGGGGGCAUCAUCGUCUUCCUCUUCGUUCUGCAAAUUCGAGGUACGAGGAGGCGAGCCGACCAUGGCCGACGACGAAGGGCCGGCGCUCUACGAGAUUCGCCGCCACGCAUCGGGGCCUUGCGUUUCCAAUUACCCUCCUCAGCAGGUGGCCGAGGCCCCGGGCGGGAGCUUGCUCUCCUUAAUCUCGGGCGUGAGCCGACUGAAACAGAGAUGGAACGAGUACAGGGAGCCGAGGAAGCCGAAGAGGCUGAUUUCGCUGUUCGUCUCGCCGAGUGGGGAGCACGUGGCGGUGGCCGUCGGGAACCGCAUAACCAUCCUGCGCAGGAAGGAUGAUUAUCGGGAACCUUGCGGAAUCUUUAUCAACAGAAGCUUCUGUACCUUUACUGCUGGAGCCUGGUCAGAUUAUCAUGAUGUUCUUGGAGUUGCUGAUGACUCUGAGACACUAUACUUUAUCAAAUCAAACGGUGAUGAGAUAGGGAGAAUUAUGAGAAGAAACCUGAGAGUCCCUCUACCAAUAAUUAGCUUGAUUGCGCCCGACGAUCAUGAUAUGCAGAAAUCUUCCUUGUGCGGCUUUACAGUUGUUACAUGUGAUGGUUCCCUUCAGCAUAUUGAGAUUUGUCAAGAUUCAACUGCCUCUGUUUCUUCCACACAAUACUCAAAUAAUAGUUCAACACUAAAGGGGCAAUUGCAUGAUAUCAUCUGUCUCGACUACCAUCCUAAACUUUUUUUGCUCGCUGUGGUGGGUAGAGAUGUUGGGGGCUUGUCUCUGUCCAAGGGUAACUCUGGUAGCUAUUUGCUCUCUUUCUGGCAUAGAAAUGCCACAUCGGAUCUGGAACAUCUAUACUCUACUGAGUUUAAGGGUGUCUAUUUAUUACCAAAAGGUUACCAAUGUCACCAAUCAUAUCCAAAGGUGUUGAUUUCACCGCGAGGCACAUUAGCUGCUGCUUUGGAUGUGACAGGAGAGAUGCACAUUUUUAGGCGGGAUACUCAAGGGCUUUCUUUGGUGAAUAGCUCACUAGGCGGAAGAAGUGAAGUACAGGAACUCCUCAGUGGUAUACUGGAUUUUACUUGGUGGUCUGAUCACGUUCUUACUCUUGCAAAAAGGGGUGGAGUGACCACUAUGAUUGAUGUGAAAAAUGGUUUAAGAGUAAAGGAUAGUGAUCCUGCAUAUAGUAUCUCAGUCUUACAAAGAGUGCAGGAGGUUGAAGGACAUUUAUUUCUUAUAGAGAUGACACCAUCUGACAAUUCAGCUAUUAAUAGGGAGAAAAAUGGCUCAUACAUCGUAGAACAGAUUACUGAAUGUAAUUUUGAUCAAUUCGAUCCAUCUAGGCUCCAAUGGAGCUUGAUAUCAUUUUCAGAGAAAUCUAUCCAGGAGAUGUAUAGAAUCUUAAUUUUCAAUAAGAAGUAUGAGGCUGCCAUGGAGUUUGCACAUCAUCAUGGGUUGGAUAGGGAUGAGGUUAUGAAGUCACAGUGGUUGCACUCUGACCAAGGAAAGCAUGCAAUACAAAAUUUCUUGAUUAUGAUCACAGAUGAAGACUUUGUACUAUCUCAAUGUGUUGAGAAAGUUGGUUCAACAGAAGAUGCUGCGAAGGCCUUGAUCGAGCACGGUCUGCGCCUCACUGACCAAUAUGUUUUCUCAAAGUCAGAGGAUGGAAAUCGUGCCAUUUGGGAUCGCCGUAUGACCAGACUUCAGUUAUUGCAAUACAUGGACAGGUUGGAGACAUUUAUGGGGAUCAACAUGGGCAGGUUUUCUGUGCAGGAGUAUGUUAAAUUCCGUGACAUGCCUCUGAAUGAUGCAGCUGUUAAACUAGCUGAAAGUGGGAAAAUCGGUGCCCUCAACCUAUUGUUCAAGCGUCAUCCUUAUUCUUUAAUUCCUUUCAUGUUGGAAAUUCUAUCUGCAAUUCCUGAAACUGUUCCAGUGCAGACAUAUAAGCAGCUUCUUCCAGGGAGUCGGCCUCCUGCUAAUAUUGUUUUGAGGGAAGAAGAUUGGGUUGAAUGUGAGAAGAUGGUAAAUUUCAUUCAGAAAUUGCCAAUGGAUGAUGAGACUGCUGUCAAGUUUAAAACUGAACAUAUUGUCAAGCAAUGCCUAGCAUAUGGUUGGCUGCCAGCUGAUGAAAUCUUAAGCUGGUAUAAGAAGAGGGCUAUAGAUAUUGAUAGUUUCAGUGGGCAGCUUGACAGCUGCCUCUGCUUAGUUGAUAUUGGUCGGAGCAUAGGCAUCAAUGCAUUGCAGCACUUUUAUGAGGAUAUUUCAUACUUGAAUCAGCUCAUUUACACAGAUGAUGGUGACUUGAAUCUUAGUCUGAGUCUUGUUGCAUGGGAGGACUUGUCUGAUUAUGAGAAGUUCAAAAUGAUGCUCAGAGGGGUCAAGGUGGAAACUGUGAUUGAGAGGUUACACAACAAAGCGAUGCCCUUUUUGCAAAAUAGGUUACAUGGAGCAGCUUUGUUUUCUGAAGAUAAGGUUGAGUCAUUUUUGGUUAGAUGGCUAAGGGAGAUAGCUUUGGAAAAUAAGUUAGAUCUUUGCUUGGUGGUCAUUGAUGAAGGAUGCAGAGAUUUUGGACAUAAUUGCUUUUUCAAGGAUGAGGUUGAAGCUGUGGAUAGCGCUCUGCAAUGCAUAUAUCGAUGCUCUAGUACCGAUCAGUGGAGUAACAUGGCUACCAUAUUGUCAAAGCUUCCACAGUUGCAAGGUAAUGCUGAUCUUGAGGGAAGACUCAAGCUGGCAGAAGCCCACAUAGAAGCGGGGAGAAUAUUGGCAUUUUACCAGGUUCCAAAGCCGAUAAGCUUUUUUCUGGAGGCACAUUCAGAUGAGAAAGUUGUGAAGCAGAUAUUCCGCCUCAUACUGUCCAAAUUUGUUCGCCGCCAAGCUGGCCAAUCAGAUAAUGAUUGGGCAAGUAUGUGGCGUGAUAUGCAAUCAUUGCGUGAGAAGGCAUUUACUUUUCUUGAUGCAGAGUAUAUGUUGAUUGAAUUUUGCAAAGGACUGCUGAAGGCUGGCAAGUUCUCUCUUGCUAGAAAUUACUUGAAGGGUACAAGUACAGUUGCAUUGGCACCAGAAAAAGCCGAGAACCUCGUCAUUCAAGCAGCCAGAGAGUAUUUUUUCUCUGCAUCCACUCUUGCUUCCUCAGAAAUCUGGAAGGCCAAGGAAUGUUUGAAUCUGUUUCCUGGCAGCAGCGCAGUUAAAGCAGAGAAUGAUAUAAUCGAUGCCCUUACAAUCAAGCUUCCAAGGUUUGGUGUGUCUCUUCUACCUUUGCAAUUCAGGCAAAUAAAAGAUCCGAUGGAGAUUAUUAAAAUGGUGAUAACAAGUCAGCCUGGAGCCUAUCUGGAUGUAGAUGAAAUAAUUGAGGUUUCCAAGCUUCUUGGACUAAGGUCUAAGGAUGACAUAUCAGCUGUUGAGGAAGCUAUUGCUAGAGAAGCUGCAGUUGCUGGUGAUCUGCAAUUGGCAUUUGAUCUAUGCCUUAUUUUGGUUAAGAAAGGACAUGGUCUCGUAUGGGAUCUAUCUGCUGCUAUAGCUAGAGGUCCUGGCCUUGAAAACAUGGAUGUUAAUUCCCGAAAAUUGCUGUUAGGUUUCGCUCUAAGCAACUGUGAUGAGGAGUCAAUUGGUGAGCUGCUCCAUGCAUGGAAAGACCUAGAUAUGCAAGGCCAGUGUCAAACCUUGAUGACUUUGACAGGGACUGGUCCUAAUUUUUCAGUUAAAAGUGCCCUGGUAAACUCAGACUCAGUAGAACAGACAGAAGAAGCUUCUAGUUCGACUGCUGGCGUAGUUCCUAUUAAUGGAAGUACAACAGAUGAUCAAGUAGGUCAUCGUAGUACUACUGAAAAUAUAGUUCUUAGCAUUGCUAGAGACUUGCCCCUUGAGACUGGGAGUAUGUGGGACUCUCUUCUUCUGGAGAAUGAGAGGGUAUCAUCUUUUGCUGCUUCAGAACUUCCCUGGUUGAUUCAAUUAAGUAGGACAGUGGGAUCCACUAAAAAAUUGAAUUCUGGUUUAAUAUUUGGAGAAAAUUAUGUAAAUGUUAGAGCAUAUGCUGUGGUCACCAUACUGUCAUGGCUAACAAAAAAUGGUUUUGCUCCCAGAGAUGAUCUGAUCGUCUCUCUUGCAAAGUCAGUCAUAGAAUCUCAGGCCACUGAGUGGGAAGAUAUCUUGGGAUGCUCAGUCCUUUUGAACCUUGUGGAUGCCUUUAAUGGUGUAGAAGUUAUUGAGGAAGAGCUGAGAAGAAGGCGGAAUUACCAAGAAAUAUGUAGCAUUAUGAAUGUGGGGAUGAAAUAUGGUUUAUUGCACAACUCUGGAGUGGAGUGUGAGGAUUUCAAUCGGAGGAGGGAGCUGCUACUGAGGUUUUUCAAGGAGAAGCACAUGCCAGUUAGCUCAGAUGAAAUGGAAAAAUUUGGAAAUGUACAGUCAACAUUCUGGAGGGAAUGGAAACUGAAAUUGGAAGAAAGAAAGCAUGUAGCCGAUCAUUCUAGAGUGCUGGAACAGAUUAUUCCUGGUGUUGAUACUGCACGGUUUUUGUCUGGUGAUACUGACUACAUUGAAAGUGUUGUUUUUAACUUGAUUGAAAGUGUGAAAAUGGAGAGGAAGCACAUCUUGAAGGACUUGUUGAAAUUAGCAAACACAUAUAGCUUGAAUCGGUCUGAGGUGCUUUUAAGGUUCCUUAGUUCUGUUCUUGUUUCUGACAUAUGGACCAAUGAAGACAUCACAGCUGAGAUAGCUGGAGUUAGGGGAGAAAUUGUUAGCUAUGGUCAGAAAACUGUUGAAACUAUUUUAAUGAUGGCCUAUCCUGCUAUUGAUGGGCACAAAAAACACCGGCUUGCUUACCUAUAUAGUCUGAUCUCAGACUGCUGCAUGCAGUUGGACGAAAAGAAAGAGUCAUUGCCACUGAUCCACCCAGAUCAAGCAAUCAUAGCUUCCUCUGGGUUGGCAAGGUUCUACAAGGUAAUUGAGGAAGAAUGCAGAAAUGUUUCUUUUGUGAAAGAUCUGAACUUCAAAAACAUUGUCAGAUUAGGUGGGUUGAAUUUAGAGUGUUUCCGGGAUGAAGUCUAUCGGAACAUAGAUGAACAUAGUGUGGAAGCCUUAGCUAACAUGGUACGAGCUCUUGUCACUUUGUAUGCUGGCAUCCCACCUGAGGGACUUAUAUCAUGGCAGGACGUCUACAGACAUUACAUCCUCAUCUUGUUGAAGCCAUUGGUGGGUAAUGAGAGAACUAAUUUCACUGUCGAAAUACCUGAAACAUAUCAGGGAUUUAUUGGUCAGGUUGAGCACAAAUAUGAGAUGUGCAGAAAGUACAUAAAGCUCUUGACAGAUUCUGAUAUUUAUGAUAUAAUGAAGCAGUUCUUUAUCAUCCUUGUACCUAAUAUUGUAACUCCUGGAAGUUUACUGGAUACGUCAGCUUCGCAAGAAUGUCUAAUCCUCCUCAUGAACUUCUUUAUCAGAUUGACUGAAGAUAUAGAGGAGGUUUUAUGCCUCAUGAGAUCAAGAGAGAUUCUUAGGUUCAACCCAACAUGUUUCAUGAAGUGUCUUAAAAGUUUUACAAGGCUAGUGAUUGAGGAUAGUGUUUCCCCAAGUCAGGGAUGGGGUACUAUCCUUGGUUGCAUCAACUCUGAUUUUAUGGGGGGUGUUGCUGCUGAAUCAUCAAUUUUUUGCCGAGCUAUGAUUUUUUCGGGUUGUGGGUUUGGAGUGAUUUCAGAAGUAUUUUCUGAAGCAGUAUCGCAGUGCUCAUCUAGUCUGGAAGCUGAGCAAGAAAUGCAAGGUCUUCCCGCUUUAUAUUUAAGUAUAUUGGAACCAAUUCUAAAAGGCCUAGCUAGUGAAGUCCCCAAAUAUCAGAAUUUGUGCAAUUUGUUGUCGUCUUUGAGUAAGCUGGAAGGUGAUAUGGAGAACCAGAAAAGGGUCAGACAUGUGGUUUGGGAAAGAAUGGCUAAUUACUCAAAUGAUUUGCAGUUACCUGGCCGUGUUCGAGUUUAUGCUCUUGAACUUAUGCAGUCAAUCAUUGGUAGACCUAUUAGGAGUGCCUUUACGGAGCAACAGUUAAACGUUUUACCAUGGGAGGGAUGGGAUGAGUUGCAUGAUACAGGUGAAAGGAGAGUAACUAGCCCAAGUCGAGGGGUUUCUGAUUAUUCUGAUUCUUCAAAUAGGUUUACGAGCACUUUGGUUGCCCUUAGAUCAUCACAGAUAAUGGCACCUGUCUGCCCCAGCCUAGAGAUAACUCCAGACGAUCUCUUGGACAUUGGCACAGCGGUUUCUUGCUUCUCAAAAUUAUGUGGAGCAGCUGAUACAGACUCCCAUCUUAAAGCUCUGGUCACUGUUUUGGGAGAGUGGGAAGGGCUUUUUGUGGUUGGAAAAGAUGACAAGAAUUCCAUAGAAGUGACUGAUACAGGAAAUGACUGGGACAAUGACGAUUGGAAUGAAGGCUGGGAAAGCUUUCAGGAAGUAGAGCCACUUAACACAGAAAGCAAAGGAAGUUCUUUCUCUUUCCAUCCCUUGCACGAUUGCUGGUCUGAGCUAAUCCAAAGACAUGUAGCCCUGUCCCUUUAUGGGGACGUUCUACAAUACUUGGAUCUGUCUCUGUCAAAACCAAAUGGCAUAUUAGUCGAUGAAGAUAAUGCUCGGAGCUUGUGUGAGAUGGUGCUGGGAAGGGACUUUCUAUGGGCUUUCAAGGUGAUGAUGUUGCUUCCUUAUGGAGAUUUGCAAUUGAAUUGUCUGAAAGCAGUUGAAGAAAAGCUGAAGCAAGGAGGCAUGACAGACAGAGUAGGCACGGAUCUUGAUGUCCUGAUUCUCGUGCUCUAUUCAGGGGUCAUCUCUAAGAUAAUUUCCGGGUCCUUAUAUGACAAUUCUUUCUCUUAUAUCUGCUAUUUGGUUGGAUACUUCUCACGUCAGUGCCAAGAAGCAUGUUUGUUGAGGCUUGCACGUAAAGAAACAAAUUCAAAUGAAGAUGAGAGGCCAUCCUUAAUUGUUUUCGAAAGAAUCCUCUUCCCUGUCUUUAUAUGUGAACUUGUAAAGGCAGAUCAGAAGAUGCUUGCUGGAUUUAUUAUCACCAAAUACAUGCACACUAAUGCAUCUCUUAGUCUCAUCAAUAUUGCAGAGGCUGGUCUUUGGAGAUUUCUUGAAGGUCAGCUGAACGAACUGCAUCGCGAAGACCUUGAUCUUGAGACAAUGUUCCCUGGUCUAGUACUGAAACAUGCUGUUUCAAGUUUGUUGGGUAGGUUGGUUGAUCUGAUCCCUUCUGCAUUAUCUUUGCUGUCUGCAAGAUGAUAGAAGACCAUCUAGGUGGCCUUUUAUGUUUAGGUUUGUUGUAGAGUUCCAGAGUGAAGUUCUUUCCACAUGCCUCUCCUCGACCCAAAUUUUUGUACUUUUUCUUGACCCCUCAGUUAGUUUUCUCUGUUAAAAGAGGGGUUUCAUAGAAAACAGAUGCAUGGGAUAUGCACAAUGAAAAUGAUAAGAUACUGUCUGACAUGAAGUAUGAGUGCACUUGCACGAUUUCUCA